Vitrella brassicaformis is the source of this 801-nucleotide messenger RNA. The record is from the annotation of a GenBank genome assembly. NCBI's taxonomy places the organism in Eukaryota, Vitrellaceae.
UCACGCCGUUGUCUGCCGGGAAGGGGUGGAGCGGCCCAUUGCCGAAGAACAUGUGCCGGGGCAGCAUGAUGUUCCUGUAGAACCCAUCCAGGAAAAUCCGCCGCGUGACAGGGCUCCCUGGUGGGCCUGCGUGACCAGGAGAAGGGCCUUGGUGAUGACCCUUAGGUCCCCGCGAAGCCGCUCCACCCCCUCCUCGAAGCUGCCGCUGCUGCGGAAUCGCUCGGCCGCCUUGAGCAGGUUGAAUGAGUCGGCGUCCGCCUCGCCGUCCCACCCAAACAGCUUAUUCACCUCGAUAAAGCUAUCAGGGUCUGCAGCCAGUAUGGGUACACACACACACAGAGAGAACAAUGACUGACAAGUCCGCAGUGAGUCUGUCUCUCAUAUGUCCAACUCACCCACUCACUGCUCUGAUCCCUCAUAUACUGUAUAUAAUCUCGACGACUCACCGAGGAAGGGCAUCGCUAUGCACAGCAACUUCUUCUUGGUGCCGUCGCUCUUGUGGUGGCUGGCUGGGCUGUGAGGGUGGGCGUCGGCUGUGAGCACCGGGAGGAAUGGCGGCUGGCCGUCCAUCUGCCGCAUCUUGCCCUCCUCUAUCUGCAGCCCUCGCACCUCAUAGUCGUCGAAGGUGACGUCCUCCUCCGGCGACACGCGCUUGACGGCGGCCGUGACGGGCGCGUCGUUGGCCUUCCGUAGGGCGCCGAGGAGGACGGCCUCACCCUUGCCCUUGCCCGCUGUGCGCUCGCCGUUGGUGAGCUCUACGCAGUGGCCGUCCUUGAAGAGGAUGCAGGCUGAGGCUGGCAU